AUGGCAUCCGCAUCUUUCAAGGGCACCCGCAAGACGUACAGCUUCGAGGAGAGGAAAAUUCUGAUAUCGUUAAUAAAUAAGCACGAGAUCAUCGAGAACAGGAAGUCGGAUCCGAUCUCCAUAUGUAAGCGGAAGUCUGCGUGGUCGCAAAUCGCCGAGGAAUAUAACUGGAUAAUCGGGCCGCAGGGUGCGCGUUCUGCGGUACAGCUCAGACGUUGCUGGGAGAACAUGAAGGCCUGCAAGCGUAAUCGCGAGGAGAAAAAAUCCCGUGAUGGUACAAAAGCAGUUUAUCAAUCGACGAAAGAUGAGAGACGGGCAAAGAACCAAUGCUGGGAGAGUGUAACUUGCGGGCAGAAUACAUCGGAAGUCCCAACGUCCGGAACUGUCGGAUUACCACCGAAUGUAGUAUUCGAGCCGAAAGAUUCAGAGCCGUUUACGUUGCAAAGCGUUUGCACUGCCAGACCUCAAAAUUUGAGCUGCUCGCAAAACGACGCGGAUAUUUGCAGAGACUUAGUUGGCGACGCAUUCAAGCAAAUUAUUGCCAAUGGGAAUAAAUGCGAUGCCAAUGCAUCGCUCCACGAUCCGAUGGGUGAUUAUUAUGAAAAAUUUGUGAAAAGAAAUGCGGAUUCGCCUGUAGUCGAUCAAUUGGCAGAGGAUAAUGUUGAUAAAAGUCAUGAAAAUUCACGGCCGAUUGCUUCGCAAACUUUAGUCUCACCCUCCAUUAUGCAGGAACAGAAUCGAAAGAGAAAGUCAGCGCAACGAGAAGAAGAAUUGCACAUGCUUGCGCUCUCAGAGGCACAGAUGAAGGUUGAUAUUGCUGCUAUGUUGAAGGAAGAGGCGAAAAACAAGCUGGAGGAGGCACAUUAUCGCAAGGAAGAGGCUAGACUUAGAAUGUUACUUUUAACUUACAAACUGGACAGAAAAGAAGAGGAUUGA
Molecule: messenger RNA, 936 nt
Organism: Cataglyphis hispanica
Lineage: Eukaryota; Metazoa; Arthropoda; Insecta; Hymenoptera; Formicidae
Exons: 3
Coding region: 1-936 (311 amino acids)
Source: RefSeq, a predicted model, not a curated record